AUGCAUUCAGGACGCUGCAAAGAAAACGCUCCCGGUUUUAGUACCGAGGAAGAAGUUCGCCUUUGCAUCUGCGGAGACAAUAUCUACGUACAAUUCUGUAUGUGUUGCCCUGGUGGUACUGGUGACUACAACCAGGAGAAGUGCCUGAGAAUGUUGCAUCGUCAGCUGAAAUAUGAUAAAGAACAACUUCUGCGGUCCGAACACCAGUUGGAUCUCUUCGAAGUGGAAACUGGAUUGAGACGAGGGGCCGAGGCGGGACGCUUCCUGUUCAACUUUGCCGUCGAUGACAUAAUGCAGUGUCCCGCCGAUGUCAUUUUGGCACCUUCUGCACGUCCAUUGGUGGAUCUUGACCUACGCCCUGGUAAAUGCAUGCAGAUGUGGGUCUCCUCGAGACCGUCAACGGGAAUCAGGAUGGAUGAACAACCUAUCGAACUCGUGGAUGAGUUUCGUCAUUUGGGCUGUAUGCUGAAAAACGAUGGCAGCUACGAGAGAGAUAUUCAGCAAAGAAGCGCAAAGCUAACUCUGCAUUCAACUGAUUGA
Necator americanus (New World hookworm) is the source of this 540-nucleotide messenger RNA. RefSeq lists its product as uncharacterized. The coding region runs from base 1 to 540 and encodes 179 amino acids. The record is from RefSeq and is a predicted model, not a curated record. The transcript is spliced from 3 exons. Lineage: Eukaryota; Metazoa; Nematoda; Chromadorea; Rhabditida; Ancylostomatidae.